This is a messenger RNA of Lachancea mirantina, 1698 nucleotides long. Lineage: Eukaryota; Fungi; Ascomycota; Saccharomycetes; Saccharomycetales; Saccharomycetaceae. The record is from the annotation of a GenBank genome assembly.
AUGUUUUAUCUGGUUCUUUCAUUCAAACUACAAGACGACGAUCAAAUGCCAAUGCAGAACUUCGAAGAGCUUCAAAACGAGCUGAGCCAGCAAACCCGUGAAAUCGAAAAGUGGUGGAGUAGUCCCCGCUGGAGUAAGACCAAGCGCAUAUACACGGCGGCGGAAAUUGCCGCGCGGCGCGGCACCCUGCCGCCCGUGACGCAUCCGUCGUCGUUGAUGGCGCAGAAAUUGUAUGGCGUACUCGCACAGCAUCAACGCGACAAGACUGUGUCGCGCACUUUUGGGGCGCUUGACCCGGUUCAGGUGACGCAAAUGGCACAGUAUCUCGACACCGUGUACGUUUCCGGUUGGCAGUGCUCGUCGACUGCGUCGACGAGCAACGAGCCCGGCCCUGACCUCGCAGACUACCCGAUGGACACAGUGCCCAACAAAGUAGAGCACCUCUUCAAGGCGCAGUUGUUCCACGACCGUAAGCAACUUGAGGCACGCGCGAGUUGCAAGUCUCAAAAGGAGCUGGACGCGUUGGGACCGGCCAUUGACUAUUUGCGGCCCAUUGUCGCGGACGCAGACGCAGGGCACGGCGGUACCACGGCCGUUUUCAAGCUAACCAAGAUGUUCAUUGAGCGCGGCGCCGCGGGUAUCCACAUCGAGGACCAAACCUCUACCAACAAGAAAUGCGGCCACAUGGCGGGCCGGUGCGUGAUCCCCGUGCAAGAACACGUGAACCGGCUGACGACGGUGCGGCUGUGCGCGGACAUCAUGCACUCGGAUCUGGUGCUCGUGGCGCGUACGGACUCCGAAGAGGCUACACUGAUCAGUUCGACGAUCGAUCCUCGGGACCACUAUUUCAUCGUAGGCGCGACCAACGCGGCCGUUGAGGAGUCGUACGCAGAAAUUCUAGAACGUGCGAUCCUAAAAGGUGCAUCUGCAGAGGAGAUUGCUGCGUUGGAGAAACGCUGGUGCGCCAAAGCCAAGCUAAAGUUAUUCCACGAGGCGUUCCGGGAUGUAGUGCUGAAAUUACAGCCUUCGAACAAACAGCAAAUCCUAGACGAGUUCAACUCUAAAGUCGGACCGUUCACUGCGACGUCACUCCGGGACAUGCAGCGACUUGCGAAGCACCUGAUUGGCAGAACCAUCCAUUUCGACUGGGACUUGCCCCGCGGUCGCGAGGGCCUGUACCGUUACAAAGGCGGCACCCAGAGCAGCAUCAUGCGUGCGCGCGCGUUUGCGCCCUACGCCGAUCUGGUAUGGAUGGAGUGUAACAAUCCGGACUUUGAACAGGCACGCCAGUUUGCAGAGGGUGUACGCGCAGUGUACCCGGACCAGUGGCUCGCGUACAACCUGUCGCCCUCGUUCAACUGGACAAAAGCCAUGUCGGCAGAGGAACAACUCACGUUCAUCGAGCGGCUGGGCAAUCUCGGAUUCAUCUGGCAGUUCAUAACGCUGGCCGGACUGCACACUUCGGCGCUGUCGUCACACGUGUUUUCGCGCGAGUUUGUCAAGCGCGGGAUGCGCUCUUACGCAGAGCUCGUACAGCAGCAGGAAAUCAACGAGGGCGUCGACGUGGUCAAGCAUCAAAAAUGGUCGGGCGCCGAGUACAUCGAUAGUCUACUGCAAAUCGCGCUAGGUGGUGCGAGCGCAACCGCUGCAAUGGCCGAAGGCGUCACAGAGGAUCAAUUCCGAGACAGCAAACUAUAA